Nanorana parkeri is the source of this 986-nucleotide messenger RNA. It is a transcript of the gene XBP1, whose product is annotated as X-box binding protein 1. Lineage: Eukaryota; Metazoa; Chordata; Amphibia; Anura; Dicroglossidae. The coding region runs from base 130 to 894 and encodes 254 amino acids. The transcript has 5 exons. Gene Ontology annotation, molecular function: RNA polymerase II transcription regulatory region sequence-specific DNA binding; DNA-binding transcription factor activity, RNA polymerase II-specific. The record is from RefSeq and is a predicted model, not a curated record. Gene Ontology annotation, cellular component: nucleus.
CGGGGCUUGUCCAAUAGGGAGGAGACACGCUGGAUAGAUAUGAAUGGCCGCACAGCUCGGUGUAGUAAGUAAGCUUUGACCGGUCGCUCCGUCCUCCUACUCCUCCUGUCCCCGCUCCGCCGCCCGACCAUGGUGGUCAUGGGAGCACCCAAAGUCAUCUUCAUCCCCGGUGGUCAUUCCGAGCAAGGAGAGUGCCAGACACUCACGUCCGUCAUGUUGCCGAUGCACAGCCCGGCAAGCCCGGAGUCAGCGAGCAGCGAUGUACCCCCGAGGAAGAGGCAGCGGCUGACACAUCUCUCCCAGGAGGAGAAGGCGCUGAGGAGGAAAUUAAAAAACAGAGUAGCCGCACAAACGGCACGAGACAGAAAAAAAGCCAGAAUGGGUGAACUUGAGCAGCAAGUGUUGGAUCUAGAGUUGGAGAAUGAGAAGCUCCUGAUCGAAAAUAAACUAUUACGAGAAAAAUCCCAUGGUUUGAUAACUGAAAACCAAGAACUACGUCAGAGAUUGGGCCUUGAUGCCCUUGAUGUGAAAGAGGAAGAAGAAAUCCAGGUAAUUCUGGUUCAGUCCAGAGAAGAUGAAGUCAGUCCGGUGAUCGGGUCCGCUGAGUCCGCAGCACUCAGACUACGUGCCCCUCUGCAGCAGGAGCAGGCCCAGAUGUCCCCGAACUUGACAACAUCUGCAUGGAUCCUGACAGCCCUGGUUCUUCAGACAGUGAGUCUGAUAUCUUGCUUGGCCUAUUGGAAAGCCUGGACUCGGAGAUAUUACUUGGCUUCCAAGGAGAACUGUCCUGGAACCAGCAGCAAGAGGUUAGCGAUGAAGCAGAUUCCAUACCCACCGCCCCAUCUUCUCCUGUGGGGACCACACCAAUCAAGCUGGAAACCAUUAAUGAACUGAUCCGAUUUGACCACGUCUACACAAAGCCCCUGUGCUCAGAGCAAGAUGCAGAGCUUGAAAUUGAGUCCAGUGUAGUUAUUAAAACCGAGGAA